UCGAGGGAGAGCGCCGUCACUCACUGCUGUAAAUAGUGCAUAGCUGUAAGAUUUUUCAGACUGAUCGAUUUGCGCGAUUGUUCUGCUUUUGCCAUGACUGAAUGGGGGCACUCAGCCCAUAUUGUAACGCGUAUGUUUAGUUUGCGACCUGGAGUAAGAGUGGUGGGUGACAUAGUUGCGGUGUUUGAUAUAAAGCUAUGUGGCUAGUUAGCGCCUUUAUAAACUACGGUACACAGUAACUGAGUUUGAUAGUUCUGAUAACUUAAAAGGACCCGCGAGAUGGUUUAAUAUGUUAAUAUGUUUGCUGUAGCAAGUUAGCAAGAGGUUAAACGGGUGGAGUAGCCUAUACGUUUCGAAACGCGUUGGAGCAGUCAACAUUCAAAAUGAGGUAGCUAGCCAGGCAAAUGCAUUAGCUACGUAAGGCGUUAACGUCUAACGUUACUUACUAUUUGUUAUGACACGACAGCACUGGAUUACAACUAAUGACACAGUCGUUUAAUUUGUUUCGCCCCAUGUUUAGCUAUUUACUAGCUACGUUGCUUCGUUCUGUCACUGGCUAUACAGUGCCGACAGGUACCAGCACAGUUGCGAAGCCCCAACAAGGGAUGAAUUUCGGAUUUCAGAUGUAUUAGCCGGCAGCUGCGCUAGUAGCCUACAUUCAAAAAGAGCUAGCGUUUUCUCUGUUUUCCACAUGAAAUAUACGGAGUGCAAACUUGAAGUCUGACAAUCGUUUUGAGUUUGGAUUUCCAUGAUCAGUUUUCCAACAGUCAUUCUUUUUGCUGUACUAGCUGUAAUAUGGAAAGAAUGUGCGAGGUAACGAGAGAAAACGAGAUUUUGGACCAUCAGCAGCCUCAGCCGUCCCAUCAACCUCAAAACGGUGUCGACUUGGUUCGCGAUCAGAGUAAGAUUCAGCCCCCAUUUAGCGUAAUCAUAGCCACCGUGUUGUAUUGUGCAGAGUUCAUUAGCGCAGCAGUACUUUGCAGCAAAUACGAUGAGGAUGAAGACUACUUCUGGAUGGGUUUAACCAUUACCUUCAUGCUUGUGCCGGCUGUGCUGACGCAGUUGGCGCUGACUUUCAUCCACCGAGACCUGGGAAGAGACCGGCCACUUGUUCUUUUCUUACAUCUCCUCCUUCUGGGACCGCUCAUCAGGUGUUUUGAGGCCUUGGUGAUCUACUUCCAGGCUGGCAAGAAGGAGGAACCAUAUGUCACCAUCUCCAGGAAGAUCAUGCUGAAGAAAGGCCAGGGCACGCCUAUGGAGUGGGAGAUCGGUCACUCGGAGCGCAAGCUGGCUGCUCACCGCAACGCCUUCAAGCGCACCGCCGUCAUCCAGGCCUUCCUGGGCUCCACACCCCAGCUCACGCUGCAGCUCUACGCCACCAUCCAGGAGAAAGAAUUACCCUGCACCAGAGCUGUUGUGAUCGGCAUCACCCUGGUCUCCAUAACCUACGGCGCCCUGGUGUGCAGCAUCCUCGCUAUCCAGAUCAAGUACGACGACUACAAGGUACGCGUGCGGCCGGUGGCGUACGUCUGCAUGGUGCUGUGGCGGGGGCUGGAGAUCGCCACACGCACCACCGCCCUGGUGCUCUUCAGCACGGCACUCACCUACUGGGUGGUGCCCGUCGCCCUGGGCAACCUGCUCUUCUUCUUCUUCCUGCCCUGGGUGGAGUUCUGGAGGCGGAGGGCCUCGCUGCCUGAGAACGUGGAGAAGAACUUCAGCAAGCUGGGCACCACGGUGGUGCUGUGCCUGGUCACUUUCCUCUACGCCGCCAUCAACAUCUUUUGCUGGUCGGCGGUGCAGCUGGACCUGGCCGACCGCGACCUCAUCGAGAAGCAGAUGAGCUGGGGCCGCCUGGCGCUCUACUACUGCGCGCGCUUCGCCGAGAACGUCUUCCUGGUGGUCAUGUGGUACUUCUUCAGGACGGACUUCUACGAGUACGUGUGCGCCCCGCUGAUGGUCGUGCAGCUGGUCAUCGGCUACAGCCUGGCCGUCCUCUUCAUGAUGCUCUUCUACCAGUACUGCCACCCCUGCCGCCGGCUCUUCCGGCAUAACGUGGCCGACUGCCUGCGGUGUGCCUGCUGCCGGAGGGGCGCCCGCCCCGUCCCCGUCGCGGACCAGACGCUGGUGCUCCCGCCUGACCUCACCAGCCAGCUGGGGGACUGUGAUACGGCGGUUUUUGACGACAUCACUGUCACGGUCAUAGACUGAGCGGGGCCAUGAUAUUGUGACUCUUACUUUGAAUGCUGAGUUCCCAUCUUGGGGUGUGCGGGAGGGGCCUGGACUACUGACAACUGUGCACUUUGAACACUCACAGUCAGUGACAGGGAUGGCGCUCUGCUACCUGGGACUGGGCUUCGUCUGCUGUGUGGCUGAACGGUCAGGAAAACUAUCAGACCUCUCUCAGACAUCCACACCGUGGACAGUUAAUGUUUGGCCUGGUAGAUUGUUUGUUGUUUUAUAUGAGUUUUGUACUGUACCUUGAUUUGCACCAUUUGUUUUUACUUAAGCUACUUGCAACCCAACCUUUAAUCAGGAGCAAGUGUUUACUUUUAAGCAGGGAUGCACCGAACGCAUUUUCAGAAUUUAGCUGAAUUCAGAAUGCAGGCACAUGUUUACAUUCGCUUUGAGUUUAUGGCCCACAGUUUUCCUGGACUUUGCAAUCAUAUCUCAUACGUCAGAGAGUGACAUACAGUUGCACAAUUAGUGCAUGGACAAUGUCCAGUAUCAGACUCGGCUUGUUAGCUGACUUUUCUCGCACAACAGUUUGGCACUUAAAGGAAUUCCCCAAGUUCCUCAUUGUUCUCGGUAAAGAAUCCACAGUGUGCAUUACUGUGCGCUUGAGCUCACAAGGCCUCGUACUGUAGCGCAGCACUUCUGGGAAUGUGGUCAUCGAGCCAGUGUGACUGACGCAUGCUGAUUGCGUAGCACACAUGCAUGUCCAUAUGUCACAAGCUCUAAUGCUGUUGAUUUGCCAACAGAUACUAUGCGCUACAUUGUAACCUUGCACGUAUCAAGUAUGAUUUGAGACAGAAAACAACACGAGGUUGUUGCAGCAGUUGCCUGUAUCUGACGUCCUCCAGAACAGAGCACGGUUGCAUAUCCAUUAUCAUCAUCUACUGAGUGGCUUCCUGAAUCAUUUUAAACUUUUGCAAAACUCAAACCCACAUGGGCUUCAGUUGGCCAACCCAAACCCCAUUCAGAAACUGAGCUGUGUGGUUGAAUCUGAGCACAAACCUGUGAUUUGGUGCAUCCUGAAUUUAUAAAUCUGCUGUAUAGUUGAUAGAAAACAGGAAGGUGCUUCAUUGCGGUGCCUUGAUUAUUGUAAUAAUUUCAGCCUGUGGACUUCAGGAGACUGAAGAAUGCAUUCUACUGUAUUAUACUAGCGUUUAAUAGAGCCCGGGGUUGGUCACAUAUAGGAGAUGUCUCAGGGAUAUAGAGAAGGCAACAGGCAGGACUAAUUUUCCCCACUGAACAAAGAAAAUGGCAAACAAAACAGGGCUCUCAGCAAUACUUCUUUAAUCGAAGUAACACUAACAAGUACAUUUUUCACACAAAAAUUCCAGUGACACGAGUAUUCUUGUGCAGCUAUUUGCAUAGACCGUCCGUGCAGUGCACUUGACAGAAGUCCCUGUUCAUAGCACAGGUGGGAGGGGAAGGGCCAAGAGGAGCUCUUUUCCUGCCUUCUUCAUAGCGUUACGUGACCAGGUAACUUAGGUACGAUAGUUAUUUCCUCACACUGGUCCCAGGAUAGGUAAAGUUAUAGGAAUGGCCAUUUUGUGCCUCUACUUCCUGUGGUGUAAUAUAAACAAAGACAGGCUUUAUCAGUGGGAAUUGCGAAACAGCUAGAUUCCACAAGUCAAGCAAGCCACUCGUUGUCAGAGAACUGAAUCAGAGAGAUCAUUGUUCAAACUGCAGAGCCCCACCCCUCAAAACUGUAGAGACCGAUUGGGUUUCAUGUUUGUGCCUCCAGUCAAUGUGAGCAUUGCAGCCAAAAUCACUCAAGCAUUUCAGAAUGCUGCCUCUUUUAACCCUUAGUUUUUGGAUAAGCCUAGAUCAGUGAAAACAGUGAUAAGUUACAGCUGUGAAACUUGAUUAUACUUAGAUACCAAACAGAUGGAUAGAUAACACACAGAGAAUGGCUUGAGUUACCAAUGCUUCUGACUCAUCUAUUGUUCCUGGCAUUUCCUGGUGUGGUUUCCUUGUUGAUGGAGGUAUUCGAACAGAGUAUUAACAGAGAAUUAAAAUUCAGAAGUGUGUCAGUGGGGAAUGGCCAACCUUUUUCUUUUAAAAUAGGCCACUGGUAAAGGACUAGUAAAAAAUUGCGUCAUGGUCAUCCUUCACUGGUAAAUCUGUUCUUAAAAGUUAAAUAUGUCAGUGCAGUUAAGUAAUUUAAUUCAAAGCGUGAUUAUGUAGGGUAAACAGUAAUUUUUUCACUAGCUCGUAUCUUUAUAAUCAUAUGAAUGUUAUAUGUUGCUGAAAUGCCUGUAUGGAGCCUCUGGAGGUCCUGCUCAAGUUCUCACAGGGCAAAUUGUUUUCAUACUCUGAUCACACUGAAGUGCCUCUGUGCUGCUGUACCUUGACUCUGCACCUGUGCACCUAAAAAAAGAUUAAAUUGUGAACUUCUAAGUGGCUAAUGUGUUUCUUCUUUGAACCAUAUGGUUGUGCUAUUACUUGACCCCAUCUGGUGACUUAAACAUAUU
Molecule: messenger RNA, 4700 nt
Organism: Megalops cyprinoides (Indo-Pacific tarpon)
Lineage: Eukaryota; Metazoa; Chordata; Actinopteri; Elopiformes; Megalopidae
Product: membrane transport protein XK-like
Exons: 3
Coding region: 796-2208 (470 amino acids)
Cellular component (GO): membrane
Source: RefSeq, a predicted model, not a curated record